UAUAUGAUCAGUUAUUUAGUUGAUCACCGGCCACUCUUCUUCCUGAUCUGCAGAGCUGCAGUCUCAGUCUGUCCUGCCGUCCAUACAGCAACAGCAACGCAGGACUACAGGAGAGGUCGUAGCACUCUCGGUUUGUGCCGAUUGGAUCCAGAAAAUUCAAGAUCCAAAUUUAAUCCGGAAGCGAGACAAUGUCAGUGAGCCAUGGCGAGGAGCUCGAGAUAUCGCCGUGCGACCCGAACUCCGAGGAUGACCGGCGGCGGCGCGGGAUGGGGUCGUCGCUGCGGCGGAAGGCCAUCCGCGCGCUCCGGAAGCGCGGCGGGCGGCGGCGGCGCCGCCGCGUCGACUUCCGGUACCCGGCCGCCAUGUCCAUCGAGGACGUCCGCGACGCCGAGGAGGAGCUCGCCGUCGCCGCGUUCCGCGACCGCCUCGCCGUGCACGCCCUCCUCCCCGACAAGCACGACGACUACCACAUGAUGCUCAGGUUUCUGAAGGCAAGAAAGUUUGAUUCGGAGAAGGCGAUGCAAAUGUGGGCGGAGAUGCUGCGAUGGAGGAAGGAGUUCGGAGCCGACACGAUCUUGGAGGAGUUCGAGUUCGAUGAGCUCGACGACGUGCUCCGGUACUACCCUCAGGGCUACCAUGGCGUCGAUCGGGAAGGCCGGCCGGUGUACAUCGAGAGGCUCGGCAAGGUGUAUCCCAACAAGCUGAUGCAGAUCACCUCGGUGGACAGGUACAUCAAGUACCAUGUGCAGGAGUUCGAGAGGGCUUUCAGGGAGAGGUUCCCUGCCUGCACAUUGGCGGCCAAGAGGCACAUUGAUUCCACAACCACCAUACUGGAUGUCCAUGGCGUGGGGCUGAAGAAUUUCUCAAAGACUGCAAGGGAGCUUGUUCACCGGAUGCAGAAGAUAGAUAGUGAUUACUAUCCUGAGACAUUACAUCAGAUGUAUGUAGUGAAUGCUGGCAGUGGCUUCAAGCUGAUAUGGAACAGUGUGAAAGGGUUUCUUGACCCAAAAACUUCUUCAAAGAUUCAUGUUCUUGGUACAAACUACCAGAGUAGACUUCUUGAAGUAAUUGACAAAAGUGAAUUGCCAGAGUUUCUUGGCGGUUCAUGUACAUGCAGUGAAGGUGGUUGCCUUGGUUCUAACAAAGGGCCGUGGAAUGAUCAUGUCAUUUUGAAGCUGAUACACAGUAUGAGGAGCAGUAGUAGUAUGAGGGAAAUCAAGCAAGUUUCUGAUAGCGAAGACAGGAGCGGAUCUUCCCUAAGGGCAGAAAAAUUGAAGGGGAUGAUGAGUGAUAUAUCAAAUGCUGAAUCAGAGUCAGAUGUUGAUGAGUUCAGUUUAUCAGCUGUCCUGAGGAGUACUGACUACAGUUUCCUUACUCCAGUUAGCGAAGAAGUUAAGGGAUCAGAUUCUUCAACUUUCUGUAGUUGUGAGUCUUGUGACAGGAAGGGUCUCCCAGAUGUAACUCCUGAAUCUUCUCAGUCUGUACAACAAUCUUCUGAAAUGGUGCCAAACCAACUGGUCUCUCAUGAACAUUCAUCCACAACCAGAUGGAUGAAUAAUUUAGGGAACAUGGCAAUUAGUUUUCAUGGCACUCUGACUGGAAGGACUUUGAGCAAUUUCGUUAGAGUAGUAGGCACACUCAUGAUCAAGAUACUAGCCGUUUUCAGCCUUUUUGUCAGUAGAAGAGGAAACAUGCUAGAGAAUGUUCAUCCUUCUAAUGUAGAAGAUGAACCUCAGCCUCGAAGUGCAACGGAAGAUAACAUGAGUGCUUGUUUACAACGUCUUGAAAAACUUGAAUCAUUAUGCAAUCAUCUCAUGAGCAAACCUCCAGAUAUGCCAAAGGAGAAAGAGUGUCUACUGCUACAAUCGUUUGAUCGGAUAAAAACCAUCGAAUCGGAUCUAGAAAGGACUAAAAGAGUAUUGCAUAUGACCCUGGUCAAGCAGAUGGAGAUGAUGGAGACCUUGGAAGCUAUGCAACAUCACUACCAAUCUUCCAGUGUCAGGAGGAGAUUGUGCUGUUCAUAAGUAAAAGACUGCUCUUGUCUGGCUGGCCUUGAGCGACCAUGAAGACUGAAGCUGUAGCCUGAAAACCUUCUGCAAGUGCCAUUUUUGACUCGGAGAUCUUCAGCCCUGUGCAGAGGAAAGAUCAUCGCUCGCUCAGCUCUGUCGCUGGCUUGCUGCAUCGCAGCUUGUGAAUCCGUUUUGGUAGCUGUUAAUCUCAACAAUAAUCCCUUUUUUGCCUCCCUGAACAUUACCAAUAGCAAGAUCAGUGAUGCAUCUGUCAGCUGCUGUAGCUCUCUGCUCUGAAUUGGAGGAUUGAAGGGAGAAUCUGUUGUUACAUUGUCUGAAUUUUUGUGAUCCAUAUGCUGAAAGGACGUUUCAUGGCGGCUGUGCUUCUUCC
Molecule: messenger RNA, 2400 nt
Organism: Oryza sativa Japonica Group (Japanese rice)
Lineage: Eukaryota; Viridiplantae; Streptophyta; Magnoliopsida; Poales; Poaceae
Product: phosphatidylinositol/phosphatidylcholine transfer protein SFH6
Source: RefSeq, a predicted model, not a curated record